This is a messenger RNA of Owenia fusiformis, 953 nucleotides long. The record is from the annotation of a GenBank genome assembly. NCBI's taxonomy places the organism in Eukaryota, Metazoa, Annelida, Polychaeta, Sabellida, Oweniidae.
CAAAGAAGGAAAAAAUUAGUAAAUUCGAUCAUAUUUCAGGAAAUAUCAACACAGACCAUAGUAGAAUCAAUGUGUUGACUCGAUAUAGGCUGCCGAUUCCAAAUCUAAAUUUGGAAGAUUUCAUCUUACUUUACCACAGUGACAAUGGCAGAAGGAAAAGGAAACAAAAUGUUGAGGAUUUUAUGUCUCCAUGGGUACAGACAAAAUGCUAAGGCAUUCCGUGAAAGGACAGGGGCCUUUAGGAAGAUUAUAAAAAACAGAGCAGAUCUAGUCUUCAUUGACGCGCCUAAUCAGGUGCCUCCAAUGGAAAAUGUUGAAGACCAGACUCCUGACCAGAAGGGUUGGUGGUUCUCUCGUCAAGAUGAUUAUUUCAAUGCAACCGAGCAAGCCAACUGUAUUAAAGGGUACAAAGACUCGUUACUAGUAAUUGAACAAACUUUCCGAGAACAAGGUCCAUUUGAUGGUGUAUUAGGAUUUAGUCAAGGGGCUGCUAUGGUAGCAUUAUUGUGUGGGGAAAUGCAGAGAAAUCCAGAUGGACCAUUCCAGUUCAAAUUUGCAAUUAUGGUGGCAAGUUUUAUAAGCAAAUCAAUAGAACACCAAGAAUUAUUUAAAGAGCCCAUUACUAUACCAACGUUACAUGUGUAUGGUGAGACAGAUAAAGUGAUAUCCGGUGAAAUGAGUGAAGAACUCCUAGGUAGUUUCAGAGAGCCUACGAUACUUCAACACAAGGGGGGACAUUUUAUACCAGCUACCAGUCAACAGAAAAAAGUUUAUUUAGAAUUUCUGGACAAAAUGAAACAAUCAACAAGUUGAUUAGAAUGUAAUUUAUUGAUAAAAAUUUACAAUCAUUUCUUUCAAAUACUGUCAUUUUCUAAAAAAUCAUAUUUGUGGUGUCACUAUCAAUAUAUAUUCUUUAAUCAGAUAUUUAGAUUUAUUAUGCACCUCAUUAAAAU